Lolium perenne is the source of this 1032-nucleotide messenger RNA. NCBI's taxonomy places the organism in Eukaryota, Viridiplantae, Streptophyta, Magnoliopsida, Poales, Poaceae. The record is from RefSeq and is a predicted model, not a curated record.
AUGCUGUCAAGUCACUAUGCCCUUUUCAUAUCAUUGCAAGUGCAGUCUGAUUGUACGUAAUAUAUAAUGCAUCUGUGGAGAAAGAAUCAGCAUGAGUUCUUAACCAAAGCGUCCUGCACCAAAAGCUGGCAGACUGUUGUUUGCAACAGCGAGCGCAAUGGCAGAGAGUUCGGCGGCGACCCUGCAGGCAGUGCGGCUGGGGAGGAGCGGUGCUUCGUGGGCCACCAUCACUGCCCUGAAAGAGAGAGGUGUCUCCACAGCCUGCUCUGGCGGUGGUGGGUAGUGCUGUGGAUCCGGAGAUUGUUCGAUUUGUGGCGGGAGAGGCUGGCGAUUCACGAUAGUCGAAAAUAUGGCCUCAGCUUUCCAGACGUUGCGGAGCUAAUGCCGCCAGCCGUUUCACCGUCAUGGCAAACCUGCAGAGUGCAGUGUUGAAAGUGGAGGUUGCUGUGGGAAGUAGGACGCAGAGCUAUCUAUGGGUUCGUGUUCGUGUUGAGCAGGAGUACGAGCUCGCCGAAGUUGGAUUAUGGUUCAUAUUAGGUUUCAUCUGUUUUCGUGUUCUCUGUUGUGUGAGCUCCAUCUGUACUUUUGGUUUCCUGUUUGUUGUGUAAGAUUGUCUGAUUUAUAUUAGGGCUUAGUUGAUUUUGGGGUUGUUAUUCUUACUUUGCUUGAGCAGAUUUUUCAUGUCUUCUAGUGUGCUCACAGCUUGAAUAUGUUAGGUUUUAGUUUUGUGGUUUCAGCAUCAUUAUUUUCCUGAUGUAUGAUUCUGUUACUUAGUUGAUUGUGGGUUAGUUUUGCACUUGAGAUUUCUGUAGGUAGUCAGCAUAGUUUGUAUUCUCACUGCUAGUAGAUGGCUGCUGCAUGCACUUGGGCGAGAAAGUAACUGGGCUAGAAAAAAAAAGUAGCUAGCUUUAGAAUGGGUAGCGAAUUUCAAUCCAAUAAUUUUGUUUCUGGCCAUCGAAAUCGAUCUAAGUUGAGCAUAGCUCCCUAUUCUUCUUGUGCAUGUACUGCAACUAGUGACAAAUGGUUUUGCAC